AUGGCUCGCUCAAGAGGACCCCAGACCAGAAGCUUGUCGGCGCCCUUUCCAGCUGCACCUCCGCUGCCCUCGUCUCCAGCUCCGACGACUGCUCAUGUUCCUCUUCCUCUUCCCCAGUCGGCAGCCACUCCUCAUGGUAUGGCAUCUUCUUCUCUCCCACCUAAAGGAGUUGGUCAGCCGCUACACUCAUCCUCGACCCCCAUCUACCAUUCUCUCUCUUCACCGGCCAUCAACUCGAGCUUCAAUGCCACUAUUGCCGGCGUCCAUGGUGAUAGGGGUGUCCAUAUUAUUUCUACUUCAAAUCAAUGUCACCCUUCCCAACUUGAUCGUAUGUAUCAUUUGGGAACUAGAGACAACCCUAAUUUUCUCAUUGUCCCAAAACUCUUAACACGUCAAGAAAACUUUCAAUCUUGGAAAAGAGCUGUCUCCAUCUCCAUUGCUGCCAAGAACAAAACCCCGUUCAUUGAUGGCUCUCUGUCCCGACCUCCUCCAUCUGAUCCGAACUUUAAUUCUUGGGUGCAAUGUAACAACAUAGUCAUGGCUUGGUUAUUACAAUCUGUCUCUCAAGAAAUUGCUGCCAUUAUUAUGUUUCAAGAUUCAGCAAGAUAUAUGUGGCAUGAUCUUCAUGAGCGGUUCAAUCAAGGAAAUGGACCUAGAAUUUUUCAACUUCAAACUUCGGUGCACAGCAUCAAACAGGGAGAUUCGGACGUCAACACCUACUUCACUCGGCUAAAGGCUCUGUGGGAUGAGCUCAAAGAGUUUCAGCCUAUAGUUCCAUGUUCGUGUGGUUAUACGUGUGGAGUUAUUGAGAGACUCCUUGGGUAUUACACUAGAGAUCAGAUUCUUCAAUUCCUCAUUGGCCUCAAUGACUCUUAUAAUCCUAUAAGGGCUCAGAUUCUGCUCUAUGAUCCCCUUCCUCCUCUGUCCAGGUGUUCUCUAUGA
This is a messenger RNA of Humulus lupulus (European hop), 942 nucleotides long. RefSeq lists its product as uncharacterized. The transcript has a single exon. The record is from RefSeq and is a predicted model, not a curated record. Bases 1 to 942 code for a protein of 313 amino acids. Lineage: Eukaryota; Viridiplantae; Streptophyta; Magnoliopsida; Rosales; Cannabaceae.